This is a messenger RNA of Penicillium cosmopolitanum, 876 nucleotides long. RefSeq names its product RTA1 domain-containing protein. Gene Ontology annotation, cellular component: membrane. Bases 1 to 876 code for a protein of 291 amino acids. Lineage: Eukaryota; Fungi; Ascomycota; Eurotiomycetes; Eurotiales; Aspergillaceae. The transcript has 3 exons. The record is from RefSeq and is a predicted model, not a curated record.
AUGGCAUCUUCUACCUUCGUGCUUUACCAUUAUACCCCUACCCUGAUCGGUGCGGUGGUGUUCGCUGUGUUAUUUUUCUUGACCACGGCCUUCCACCUUUACCAACGAAUCCGAGCGCAUGCUAAAUACUUCAACCCGUUCAUUGUCGGAGGAAUAUUCCAGAUUAUCGGCUAUGCAGCUCGUGCCGUCUCUCAUUUCCAUACAACAGCGACCACGCUAUAUGCCAUGCAGACCCUAUUUAUUCUGUUGGCACCGACCCUCUAUGCGGCAUCCAUCUAUAUGGUUCUAGGAAGAAUUAUCACAUCCCUAAAAGGAGAACAUUUGAGCUAUGUGCCUGUUCGAUUCAUGACCAAAAUCUUCGUCAUGGGAGAUGUGCUCUCCUUCGUCCUUCAAGGUGCAGGUGGUGGCGUCAUGAGUAGCAGUGGAUCUGCAAACCUCCUGGUGGUAGGCCAGUGGAUCAUUGUCGGGGGUCUCUGCGUCCAACUCGUCUUCUUCGGUGCUUUCUUGAUUACCUCUAUCAUAUUCAACUGCCGAAUUAUCCGAUCACCCACAGAAGAAUCCCAAAUCUCGGUUGCCAGUGGGUUGAUCCCGCGGGACUGGCGAGGACUUCUCUUCGCACUAUAUACUGUUAGUGUGUUGAUCUUGAUUCGAUCCAUUUACCGUGUCGUCGAGUUCGUUCAAGGAAACAACGGUUAUGUGAUUGGCCAUGAAGUUUUUCUCUACGUGUUUGACGCCUCAAUGAUGUUCUUGGUCAUGAUAGUGAUGAAUGUCUUCCAUCCAUCCGUUGUUUUGCGAUCAAACAACACCCCAGGCACAAAAGAACCACAGGGCUCACCAGCCGAAAGCAAACUCACUUCUGCCGAGCUGCAAUGCUAG